Molecule: messenger RNA, 428 nt
Organism: Dentiscutata heterogama
Lineage: Eukaryota; Fungi; Glomeromycota; Glomeromycetes; Diversisporales; Gigasporaceae
Source: the annotation of a GenBank genome assembly
AUGGAUGAGCCAACCCCAACUCUGUCCACGUUAGAAAAACAGAUGGUGCUCGAUAGAGACAAGUUACAAUCAAUAAUUGAAGGUUUUAUUAUUGCAUAUCACCAUGGUCUUACUAAAGACGAUACUACUAUGAUACCUUCAUAUGUUUCACGUCUUCCAACAGGUGCUGAGACUGGUACAUACUUCGCUUUGGAUUUGGGGGGCACCAAUCUAAGAGUUGCGGCAGUAACCUUAGUUGGUGAUGGCAAAGCCGACAUUGAACAAAAAAAGUAUGUAGUCCCAGCAGAAUUAAAAGUUGGAACUGCUGAAAAUUUAUUAGAUUGGGUCGCAUCAGGGGUUAAAGAUUUAUUGAAUUGUCUCGGCGUUCAAGCAGAAAAUCUUAACGAGAAAGAAAUGUAUAUGGGUGUCACCUUUAGCUUUCCGAUCAA